Lingula anatina is the source of this 2663-nucleotide messenger RNA. RefSeq names its product cysteinyl leukotriene receptor 2. Gene Ontology annotation, cellular component: plasma membrane. Lineage: Eukaryota; Metazoa; Brachiopoda; Lingulata; Lingulida; Lingulidae. Gene Ontology annotation, biological process: G protein-coupled receptor signaling pathway. The record is from RefSeq and is a predicted model, not a curated record. Gene Ontology annotation, molecular function: G protein-coupled receptor activity.
UAGGCACAUUAACGCACUUGUACGUCACAGCUGAUGGAAUAUUAUUUCAUUUUGGCAGGACUGGUCACACCUUUUUCGAUAUUUAUUCCGUCGGUUUCUCGGGGUGUCAUAUUGGUCUCGCAUGGUAGCGAAUGUCCUCUAUACGAUACCUUUCACUGUUAUUCUAUUCUAUUGCCAGGAAGACGUCUUAUAAUACAGAAGGCACAGUAACACUGAACUCGGAGGAAGGCGGUUGAAGUAAUUGACAUAGUGGGAUAUAGGAUGUAAAUCCAUUAGCAGACUCAAUGGCCAUGUACAACAGUUUCUACGCCGCCGAAAUGGGGUCUAGCAUCUGCGACGAAGCUUCUAGCGGCUAUAGUAGCAGCAGCGGUCUCGGUGAAUUGGACGGAACGCUUAAUGAGACAUUGUUCGAGCGGGGGAACGCCUCGCUGGGGCUGACAACCUUUGGGGUUAACGGUUCAGGAUGUGAUGGGGGUAUUAGCCAAAAUUGGCCCAUGUAUUCCGCGAUAGCGGCCAGCAACAAGUACUUCAUUCCUAUCGUGGUGUGUAUCGGACUGAUAGGCAACGGCGUCUCAUUCCUGGUGUUUGUCUCCACGGGGAUGCGCAAGCUGUCCACCAGCGUCUACUUAGCGGCGCUGGCGUUGACUGACUCAGGAUUCUUAUUCUGUAUAUUGUUUGGGGACUGGAUAGAGCGGGUGCAUGACGUCAAUCAAACAAUUCACAGCUGCCGCCUGAUGGUUUACCUGACCUAUGUUUUUAGUUUUCUCUCCGUGUGGUACGUCGUUAGCUUCACGGUGGAGCGUUAUAUAGCCGUCUGUUACCCGCUAAAGCGGCCCGAGAUGUGCACGACGCAGCGCGCGGUUCUCGUCACCGUCACUCUGGCGGUGGUGGCGUUUGGCGGAUACAGCGUCUCCAUGGCGACCGUCUCGGUUCAAGAGAUGAGGUGCGUCCCGAAUUACGACAACCCCCAAGUGGCUAACAUACUGAACUACGUGGACACUGUAGUGACCCUCCUCAUCCCGUCUAUAUCUUUGUUCUAUUUCAAUGCAAGGAUUGCCUACAUUAUAAUCAUAGCCAGCAAGAAACGCGGGUCCAUGAUGCGGGUGCCGAAAAUGCACUUCCGGUCGGAGAGAGCCAGACACCAUCUUCAAAUGAACAUAACCAAUAUGUUAUUACUUGUAUCUGUGGUGUUUCUAUUGCUCUGUGUCCCCAGCUACGUGAUAAGGCUUCGCCACCUUAUGUUGAAAUUUAUAAACCCAAACUACGUCGCCCAAGAAAUAGACGGAAUAAUGCAAUUCCUCUCGCAAAUGCUGUACUACACAAACUUUUGCAUCAACUUUUUCUUGUACAGCUUUUUCUGGUUCAAAUUUUCGGAACGAAUUACAGUACUGUUGCAUACGACUCCACUUAUUACCCCGAAGAACAGCGAGGUUGAUGUCGUCAUGGCGAAGCUCUCAGGGGUCGUCUGCCAAAAAGGGAGGGUAUCUUGAACCACGCAAUUGCCACGCAUGCGCCAAAGCGGAAUCCUAUUCCAUCCUUUCCAACGGAAAGAUGUUACGUGUAGAUCAACACAAUGGACACGAAAUGCAUGAACUGACUCUCAUCACCAAAGAUUCGUGAUGAAACAUUACCUCUUAAAACUCUGAUGUUAACAGAAUUGUGCUUCAUAUAUACUAAGUGAGACCUUAAAAUACAAAUGCUGGGUUACCGUCCCAGUUGUACAUGUACAUGUAUAUGAAUGCAUGGACAAACACGGUAAUAUUGUGCAGUACAUGUGCAGGUACAAAAACAUGUAAAAAUUACAACAUAGUUAUUUCGCGUAAAAAUAUAUAUGCGGAAACAUGUGGACACAAAAUGUGUUUUGCAGGAUGUCAUGAGGAGUCAAGCUCACACUAGUACCGUGCGUGACUUGUCCGUGUGUGAAUUAGGAAUAUUCGGUAUCAGUCAUAAUGGAUUUAAUAAAAAAAGAAGUCAUUGGGUUAUUUUAGAAACACUCGUUAUUAGAAGGCGCUGUUGAUACAUUGCUCGAAAACUUAACAAGCUAAGAACGAGUAACACGUGUGGGAUGUUUACAUUGCUUGAUAUAAUACAGUUUGUGUACGUCUUCACAUUUAGAAAGGUUAUCUUAGAAUUCUUAAGCACUUCCACACACAAAGGAGAAAAAAGUAAUCAAAAGUCAAUACAGUAAUGCAGUAUUACAUAACCUAUCCAAUCGUCGAUAACAAAAGCAAAUCCAGGCAUCAGAACGAUUUGUCAGAUCAAGGAGCGCUUCAGAGAACUCUUAUCCUAAUGGAGACCUCUUUCUGGAAUUCACUGUAUGCUACGCACGUUAUCCAGAACGAGAUCCCCACGCAGCCGGGAUGGCAUUUCAAGCGUGGGAGAUAUCAGUAAUAAGAGCGCUUCUGAUUAAUCUAUAAGCUAAUGAAUAACGUUGCAACGUAAUCUCGGGUAACUCAACUUCGCGGGAUUUCCAUAAUUAGGCUUAGGAUCUCUUGAAUGGAUUUAUUCGGAUUAUUUGGGAAUUGUAUAAUUCAAACAAUUUGAAAAUUUCAAAGACUUGGUAAUUUUUAAAAGUCAGUGAUGGAUUAUACAUUUUUUAUAUUUAUGGCAAUGUCGUAUCUCACCAGUGAAUAAUGUAAAUGCAUUAGAUUUCUAAUUAUAAA